This is a messenger RNA of Exophiala viscosa, 627 nucleotides long. Its product is annotated as Nitroreductase-like protein. Gene Ontology annotation, molecular function: oxidoreductase activity. Gene Ontology annotation, biological process: cellular response to oxidative stress. The transcript is spliced from 2 exons. NCBI's taxonomy places the organism in Eukaryota, Fungi, Ascomycota, Eurotiomycetes, Chaetothyriales, Herpotrichiellaceae. Bases 1 to 627 code for a protein of 208 amino acids. The record is from RefSeq and is a predicted model, not a curated record.
AUGGCUUCCGCAGACACCUUCUUCGCCGCCAUCGAAAACCGAGUCUCCUGCUACUCCCUCACCAAUAAGUCUCCAACAAUCUCAGACGAUCGCAUCCACCAAAUCAUCAACGACACAGUCAAACACGCACCCUCCGCCUUCAACGUGCAAUCCACCCGUGCAGUCGUCCUCGUGAAACAAGACCACGAAAAACUAUGGGACAUUGGUGACGCCCAGCUCAAAAAGGCCAUGCCCGAGCCCGCCUAUGCAGCUCUGGCGCCUAAAGUCCAGGGCUACAAAGCCGCAUACGGCACAGUCCUAUGGUUCGAAGACCAAGCCGCGCUGGACGCACUGAAGAGCAAAAAUCCAGGCCUCCAACAUGUUCUUCCGGACUGGGCGCAACACACCAACGGCAUGCACCAGUUCAUCGCAUGGACAGCCUUGGAGCUGGAGGGUCUCGGAGCCAAUCUCCAGCACUACACGUUUAUGCCCGACUUCUCAAAGGAAGUUCUCGAGACCUGGGAUCUGCCUAGGACGUGGGUAUUACACGCGCAACUGGUCUUCGGACAACCAGCGGACGGGUUGAAGAGGAAGCUCGAAAGGACCUACGCGCCUUUAGAGGAGAGAGUGAAGUUCAUCGGGGCUUGA